Molecule: messenger RNA, 6399 nt
Organism: Helicoverpa armigera (cotton bollworm)
Lineage: Eukaryota; Metazoa; Arthropoda; Insecta; Lepidoptera; Noctuidae
Product: annexin A7
Exons: 5
Coding region: 158-2218 (686 amino acids)
Source: RefSeq, a predicted model, not a curated record
AAGAAUUAUGUUUGACAAAUGACAAUAAAUUCACAGUAUUCAGCGAAAUAUUUUCGUUUAAAUUUAUUUAUUUAGAUUCGUGAAGAAUCUAUAUCAAUCAAAAUGUCUGUAUAUCAGUUCCUAAGACGCGCCGUUAAAUAACUAAAGAACAUCUUGGAUGGGGAACAUACCAUCUCAGGGGCAAGGAGGGUACGGUCAAGGUCAACCCGGCUACGGGCCGCAGCAGGGCCCAUUCGGUGGCGGCCCCUACCAACAGGGGUAUGGACAGCAACAACAGGGUGAAGCUAGUCGAGGAAGAUGGUUACUGGAUAGAAUAAGACGACAUCUCAGAGGUCAAGGUCAACCGAGUACCGUUAUUCAAGGUCAACCGAGUACCGUUAUACAAGGUCAACCGAGUAUCGUUAUUCAAUGUCAACCUGAUACUGCUAUUCAAGAUCAACCUGAUACCGCUAUUCAAGAUCAACCUGAUACCGCUAUUCAAUGUCAACCUGAUACCGCUAUUCAAGAUCAACCUGAUACCGCUGUUCAAGAUCAACCUAGUGCAGUUAUUCAAGGUCAACCUGAUACCACUAUUCAAGAUCAACCUAGUACAGCUAUUCAAGGUCAACCUAGUACCGUUAUUCAAGGUCAACCUGAUACCACUAUUCAAGAUCAACCUAGUACCGCUAUUCAAGGUCAACUUAGUACCGCUAUUCAAUGUCAACCUGAUACCGCUAUUCAAGAUCAACCGAGUACCGCUAUUCAAGAUCAACCGAGUAUCGUUAUUCAAGGUCAAACAAGUAAUGCAUCGCAAAGUCAUAGCAGAAGCAUAAUACAAUCUCAAAGAAGUAAGAUUCCUCAAGAUCAAAAACUUGCCAUACCUCAAGGUCAAAGUUAUACCAUCACAACUCGACAAGGAAAUGAUUUUUGUCACCCACAGCACGAUGGUGGUAACGAUAUUCAAGUUCAAACAAGUAAUGCAUUACAAAGUUGCAGUUGCAGCAGCAUAGUACAACCUCAAAGAGGUAACAUUCCUCAAGGUCAAAGACUUGCCGUACCUUUAGGUUGCAGUUAUACCAUCACAACUCGACAAAGAAAUGACUUUUGUCACACACAGCACGAUGCUUGCACUGAUAUUCAAGGUCAAAGACUUGCCUUACCUCAAGGUCGCAGUUAUACUAUCAUACCUCGACAUAGAAAUGAGUUUUGUCACACACAGCCAGGUGGUUGUACCGUUAUUCAAGGUCAAACAAGUAAUACAUCGCAAAGUUAUAACAGAAGCCUAAUACAAUCUCAAAUAAGUAACAAUAAUAUUCUUCAAAGUCAAAGACUUGCCUUACCGCGAGGUCUCAGUUAUACUAUCGCAACUCGUCAAAGAAAUGACUUCUCUCACACACAGCACGAUAAUUCCACACUUAAUCGUAAGGGUUCCCGAAAAGUUCAAAAGAGUUCUCCAUCUCAAGGUCAACAAUACACCCAAGGUCAAAACUUAAGGAAUACCGUCUUAAAAGACCCAAAAAGUGUACUGCCAAAACUACGUGCAGGUCCCCGAAACAAUCAAGCAAGUACCCUAACCCAAGGUCGAAAAGAUGACCUUAGAGAUCUCAGAUUUACCAUAACGCGAGGACAAAGGGCGUCGCAAACUGGAGUUUACGGGACCGUCACAACUGUUGCCUAUGGUAAACAUACGUACCCAGGACAGUCUGUUCAAGAAAAUCCUUCUUACCCCCACGGAAACCAGCCUUACCCUCAAGAGACUCAGAAUUACCCACAAGGCGGGCCUUACCCGCAAGGUGGGCAGUAUCCCCAGGGGAAUCCACAGUACGGCUAUCCUCAACAGGGAGGGUAUCCACAACAAGGGGGAUAUCCACAGCAAGGAGGAUAUCCACAACAGGGAGGAUAUCCGCAACAGGGCUAUCCACAACAGGGCUAUCCACAACAGGGAUAUCAACAACAACAUAACUAUCCACAACAGGGGUAUGGGCAGCAGGGAUAUGGACAGCAAGGAUAUGGCCAGCAAGGAUAUGGACAAGGUCAACCGGGAGGGAUGCAAGGCGUUGCCCAGAAAGCUGGUUGCGCAGCCUGCAUCGCAUGCCUGACGUGCCUCCUAUGUUCUUGCUGCCAAGGCAUGCUAGGAGCUGGCAUGGAUCCUGAGCACCAGGGCGAGGAGGGGGGAGGAUAUGAUCAAGGUGGAACCAACGUCUCACCUCCGCAAACGUCAGGCAUGGACGAUUAUUAGAUGACAUUGACAGUGACAGUUUGAAGGUAGUGUUGCAAAAAUAAGAACUGAAUAUCAAUUUGGUAGGAAAUGUAUCUAGAAAUAGUGUGGUAAUGAGGUAACUUUAUAAACUAAUGGAUUCAAGGUAACUGGUUAAAUCUGACUCCCAAACACAGUCUGAAAGCUGUAUUUAAUAGUUUAAUUUACUGUCUCAGAUAACUUGUUCAUCCCAAAUACUGGCAACAAGAUGUAUUGAAGUAUGUACUCAGUGUAGUUACAAUAAUAAAAACAUUUAUUUUUAUAAAGCCAUCUACGAUCUCUGGCAACUUCUAUCGGCACCUUACAUAUUUUUUGAUAAUUAUCUAACAUCUUUCAUCUGAUUACUUCUACAUUUCUUUGUCAGUUAUUGACCUAUGGCACUCUGCCUGCCUAGCGUUUUCCCAACUAUGUUGGGGUUGGCUUCCAGUCUAACCAGAUGCAGCUGAGUACCAGUGCUUUACAAGCUCCUCAGCCCAAUGACCUGGGCAACCCAAAACCCCAUGACAACAAGUCAUAUAAGCCUUGUAUUGGUCUUUAUUUUACUUUCAACGUCGAUGUUAACAUAAUAAUGAUGAUAUUUUUUUACGAAUGAAACUUUUUAUCUUUUUUUUAUUUCAAAAAUUAUCAGAGUAUUAACCUACCUUUAGUAGAUUUAUAUUUAAUGUUGGCAGCACUAGCAUUUCCGUAGAACCUUUUGUUUUUGAAGGGGUUUUUAAUUUUGCCUUUUUUUACUUUGCCUUUCCUGACUCAUAUUAAUAUUUAUUGACGUUAAUUUAUAUAAAGUUAAAAGUGAUCUUAAUCUUGAUUUUACUAGACCAGGAAGUGGUUUCACCGUUAUUUUACUCACUUAUAUCCCUAACCGUUUAACUAUCAAUAUUUUCUCACUCAAAAUAAUAAUUAGCAGUAACCUGCUUGUAAACACGUUUGAGAAAAUAAAAUAACUUGUGACGGCUUCGUUUUCUUGCAUUUAGGGAUUAACACGUUUUACUUUAUUCAAAAAUAAUAUUAUAAUGUUAUUGUAUUAAAGUGUAUCUAUAUCCCUCGAUGCGCUAUUCAAAUAUAUUGGUGAAAUCACUUUGAAGAUCGGUUUAACCCUUGGCACCACUCGUUACUUCAAGCCACACAUAUACACUCGUGGGGGAGCUAGGUCCCCUAUGAAUUCGGUAUUUAUUUAAUUGAGAAUUAAUAAUUUUAACGAAGUUUUUUUAUAUAAAAUAAAUAAAACACUUAAUAAAAAUUUAAUAAAUAUAUAUUUUUAUUGAAACUUAAAACAUAAAUUUCACUUUUCUGAUAUUUUAACGAAAUUAGUGCUUCUUUGGCUACAAAUUUUAAGGACUAAGUUUGGAAACAAAAAUAAAAAUGGAAAAAUAUACUUUUACACUAAAUGUGUCUUUUUUCCUUUCAGAAAUAUAACUAAGAAGUAAAAUAAAAUAUAACAUUUUCAACAUUUUGAAUUUCAUGCAAAAUCACAACAAGUAUUGUUUCUUAUCAAUCUACAACAGUUUUUAGGAACAUUUUCAGUCUUCUAAGAAAAUAUACGGCGGUGUUUUCCCCCACUUCCAUCUGCUUUUGCCGUAAAUAGCAUUAGAGCUGUUGUCAGUCUGUUGAUCUACAUUAUUCUCGUCUUCAGAAUCAUUGCCAAGUUCUUCUUCGCUCUCCGUGUCAUGAUCACUAGCUUCUUCCUCCAUAUCACUCAAAUCCAGUAUUUCUUCCGGAAAAAAAUGUCCUCAUUUCUAUCUUCAUCCAACUCUGUAUCAUUUAACAGAUUUUGUAUCUGUUGUGGAGUAAAAUUUUUAUCCAUUGCGAUAAAAAAAAUAAAGAACACGAUAAAAUAAUAAAAAAAAAUAGUAACGUAACUACACUCGUGGGGGACCUAUGUCCCGUUGUAACACGUACCUCGCAAACCAAAAGUGUUAGCCCGAUGCACUUCCGCACCCUGCGACCUCUCGGGCAGUACCGAGAAUACAAGGAGCCGCGACCGCGUAAAGUUUACAAUAAAAAAUAUAUUUACAAAAAAGUGCUUGAUGGGGGACCCUGCUCCCCCACGUAUGGUGUUAAGGGUUAAAUAAUUUAUAUACUCUACUGACUAUUACUAAUUUUUAGACUUUAUUGACAAUUUUUAAGAAAUACCAGUCCUUUGAAUUUAAAUCUUUUGUAAAAUAUCUUAAAAUCAUUAGAUCUCCAUGGGUAUUAUUGUUAUUCACAGACUUCCCAAAAGGAGGAGGUUAUGAAUUCUGUUAUAUUUAUUUUCACGCUUAUUACCAAACCAAAGCGGUGAUAUUUAUUUGUUUAUUAUAUGUUUACAUUAUUUCUGGCAGAACUGAAAAUUCUCAGAGCAAGAGUGUUCUCAAGGGUGAUUAUGUGUUGCACAUUAAAUAUAAAAAUCUAUAUUAUUUUCUACACUUUAAAUUAUUUUUAUCAUAUAAUUCUGUUAACAUCGAUUGUUGAGAAAAGGUUUUCUUAUUUACCAUUACAACGUUUAUAUACCUACUUUUUUUACUGUCAAUAGUUUACUUACUUUAAUAUUGUUAUUUCAAGCCAUUAUAAUGUACUUUUUCAAUCAAUAUUAUUCGUCUUACAUGAUAACUUCAUAAUAUGUAUUGUAUUUUUUUACAUUAUAAUAAUAUUGGGUCAGCUUUAACAUACGGUUGGAUAGCCCCAAAGUAAACGCUUGAUUAUCUCGUGUAUUGGGUGCUAAGCAACAGAUGAACCACAUACAUUUCUUACAUGUAUACCUAGUAAUAUACACUAUAUUUAUACAUAUAUAACUCAAAUUCAAAAACGUUUAUUCAAACGUUUAUCACCACUUCCUAUGUGAUUUUGCUGAGAUGAAGUGGCGCAACAAACUCCCCAGCAAUAAAAUACAUAUAAUAACACCCAGAUCAUAGCCAACAUGCUCCUAAAAUGUUGAUCGUACCGGGAAUCAAACCUUCUAUUCGGCAGUCCGGCACGGUCAUCAUUACGCUAAAUAGGUCAUCCAGAAGUUUAAUCUAAACAUUGCUGAUUCAGAGCAUAUGGUUAGCCACAAACCACUCCCCCCGAAUUAUGUAUAAUCAGUCACAUCAAUUUUAACAACUUCACUAAUUUUGCAACUAACGGUCAAAACUGUCCUGUAUGCUUGUCACUUAGCAUCCAUGUUGAAAGCCUGCUGUCCAAUUUGUUAGCUUUGCCAAUUCCAUACAACCAACCCUUGGUUUCUGCUUUAUUUAUUAAGCGAAGUAUUCCUCAUGCCGUAAUGGUAAACAUAGUCCUCCCCUAAGGUUCGCCGCGUUGCUCGGUCUUCAGCAACCCGCAUCCACUUCUUCCCGGCGAUCCCUUUAUUUUUUGAGGAUCUAUUUAAAGUGAUCAUUAACACCUCUUUUUCCCGCAACAUUUUUUAGAGUCCACACCUCAUAAUAAAUGGAAUAAAAAAGGUUGUAUCACUAGCGACCGUUAAGACUACUUUUUCAUAAGAUGAUUAAAUGGGUAACUGACAUUUCUAUAUGGGAACAACAAGGGAAAAAUCUUGGGCCUAUUCCUGUAUUACGAGGUGUUUAAUUUAGAUAUAUAUUGCGGGAUUGAAUUUAUUUGUACGGUUGAUUAUUCAUUCGUCUUUUAUCCAAACACAAGCUUUCAACAGCGGUUUUACCGCGUCCCAAAGGAACUAUAUCCCUUUCCCAGAUUGAGAUAAGUCAUCCUGAGUCCGUCUCCUGGUUCCAAGCUUCCUUGAGUUGUGAACUAACACAACUGUAUAUUAUACAGAUUCAUGCAAGUUGUAUUUUUUUAUAACAACUAUUUUAUACUGAAAAAGUCAGCUAACAUGCCCCCUGAUUUCCUAUUUUACUCUAUACAUAUUUAUACUAAAACAAGCAUUUACGAAAGAAACUACGACUAAUACCUCACAAAAUGAACAAUUUAGAGUUUGACAAAUGUUUACCAAUUUUACCUAUUUCAUUUAGGUGCAGGCAAGAUUUUUUAUUAUAUUUCCAAAAGAAGCAAUGCUCUGCUACUUAAAAAAGCAAGUAACAACUCUUGCUUCUUUCUUAAAAUUAAAAAGUUUGUCUGAACUCGUUGUUAUCCGAUGAUACUUUUGUUAUAAACUUGCAAUAAUAUAAGUUAUUAAAUCAAUAAAAUACUACCUAUUCAAUAAGCAAUUUUUCAUAAAAAUAAACUUGUUAAACAUU